AUGAGAAUUCGUAUCAGAGGUCCUUCUGGCAAAACCUCAAUCAUCAGUCUGGGUAGUUCAGCAACGAUUGAGACAUUGCGAGAAGCCAUUACGGCAGAGACAACCCUCUCUACCUUUGAAAUCAAGUAUGGAUUCCCUCCAAAGACGCUCGAUCUUCAACGAUACCCAUCCGACAGUCUGCUCUCCGAGCUUGAUGUCAAAUUGAAUGGUGAACAACUCACCGUGCAUAAUGCAACUUCUUCCACAUCGCAAGAGAAUUUGGAAGCCACCAGAGAAGCCAAGCCCUCAGAUCGAAACCAGAAAUCUUCAAAUCCGCCAGAGUCAAAGGCUCCUCAGUCAAAUCCCAAUCCCAAAUCGAAGUCGCAACCAUCAUCAGCGGCUCCUCUCUCUCUUUCGCGUAAGCAAAAUCCUGCCAUGGACGACCCACCAGAAGUAUUCCUACCUGAAUCUGGAGGAACUCUGGUCUUGAGAAUCAUGCCAGACGACAAUUCAUGUCUUUUCCGAGCAGUAGCUUCUGCAGCCAUCUCGGAACUGGAUGCUGUGACAGAGCUACGGUCCAUUAUCGCCCAGACUAUCCACCAUAACCCCGAGAAAUAUUCGAAGGCCAUUCUUGACAACAAAGAGCCAGAGGUCUAUUGCCGUUGGAUUCAAACCGAAGAUGCCUGGGGAGGCCAGAUUGAACUCGACAUAUUAGCUCAACAUUUUGACAUUGAGAUUUGCAGUAUCGACGUACAGACGUUACGCGUGGAUAGAUACAACGAACAAGCCUCGAGGCGCUGCUUUGUGGUAUACUCGGGGAUACACUAUGACACCAUUGCCCUCAGUCCAUUCGAAAACCCGGUGCCGGAGUCAGAUAUCAAGCAAUUCCCAGCACCCCUGUCAGAUGAGAUCUUGCAAGGUGCCGUGACUCUAUGUGAGCGCCUACAAGCAAGACAUUACUACACUGACACGGCUGGGUUCCAACUUCGAUGUAAUGAUUGUGGAGCGACAUGUAUUGGUGAAGCGGGUGCCACUAAACAUGCAGAACAAACGGGGCACUACAACUUUGGAGAAGCAAGCUGA
Exophiala bonariae is the source of this 1062-nucleotide messenger RNA. RefSeq lists its product as uncharacterized. The record is from RefSeq and is a predicted model, not a curated record. Bases 1 to 1062 code for a protein of 353 amino acids. Gene Ontology annotation, molecular function: protein binding; cysteine-type deubiquitinase activity. Gene Ontology annotation, biological process: endoplasmic reticulum unfolded protein response; protein deubiquitination. The transcript has a single exon. Gene Ontology annotation, cellular component: cytosol; nucleus. Lineage: Eukaryota; Fungi; Ascomycota; Eurotiomycetes; Chaetothyriales; Herpotrichiellaceae.